AAUAAAUAAUGAUUACUAACAACGUGAGUAAGGCACAAGCUGUGAUAGCAUUAUUAUCAGUUGUCUUUGUAUCCCACAUAGCAUAUAAAUUCUUUCGAAAAAAGUCCGAAAGAUCGGAAAUAAACGAGGUAAUCAUGUUUUCUUCGGGUAGCACAGUGCUGAAGCGGAGCAAAAACUCACGUUGUAUGAUAACUCCAAGUAUGGAUCGUCUACUUCACUACUUGAAUUCUCCACGACAUAGUUUAGAUGUUUGUAUGUACCUCAUGACGAAUAUGGACUUGACAAAUGCAAUUCUCAAGCUGAAUAUUCGUGGUGUUAAAAUUCGUGUUAUAAUCGACGCCGACAUGGCAUACUGCAAUGGUUCAGCAUUAAAACGCUUGGAGAAGCAUCGUAUACCUGUGCGGUGGAUGAAAUCAACAAAUCUUAUGCAUCACAAGUUCUGUUUGAUUGAUGCUGGAACUGAUGAUGUGAGGUGCACGCCUGUUGUCAUGCUAGGUUCACUCAACUGGACAACGCAAGCACUAAAUGGUAAUUGGGAAGCUGUUGCUGUGACGUCACAGAUAAAACUUGUUGAACAAUACAAAAUUGAAUUUGAAAGACUGUGGGUACAAUUCAAGCCAAUUGUUGAUUCGGUAUAGUUCGACAUAUUCUCCAUUUUUUGCAAUAAUAAACUAUUGUAAGCUUACUGUAGUAACCUAUAUGCAGUAAGUUUGCUUUGUUAUUAUUUUUUGUUAUAUAUCGUUUUCUAUAGAAAAUACACUUAAUGUUCUAGGGCAUAUCCUGAGUGGGCCACUGUGUUUCUUUACUACAGAAAACUGUAGUGUUGGACCUGAAAAGUAAAAAACAACUUUUGACAAUUAGUCAAAAAUUAACAUUUCUCUGUUUGGUUAAGAAAUAAAAAAUCCUUAAAAUAUGAACAGAGGUUCUACAACUGAUCUCACUCGUAAUUUUUAAUUUAGUAUCAAAUUAUCAUUUUAUAAAAUAUUAAACAAUACAACUUAUUGUUCACUUUGCCAGGCUUAGUUUUGUAGCGAGGGAUAUAAGGGUUCCACUUACCAAACAAUCUAGAUAAAGAUAUUUACCAGAUGACUCUAGCAUGUUUUGCUACGGACUAAAGCAUAAUUAGGAGACAUUUACUUGCUAUGUCUGUUAUUGCAAAUGGAGCAAAUUAAGAUUCAUAAUAGAUACGAGUAACUGCAAAGUAAUCCUGCUUUUAUUACCUAGAUGACCUGAUUUUUUUACUGAAUCUUUGUGAUUUUCUUUUUUUUUUAAAUUGAUCCUGUACUGAGGUGAACGAAAAAAAAUCAUUUAUUUAGAUCUAAUAAUGUAUCUCAUAUCUGCUUAUUGUAACUACCUCGGUUGAAAGAACUUAAACUACCUAUUUACUCUAAAGCAUAAAAAAUUAUAAAUCAUAUAUUGA
This is a messenger RNA of Pararge aegeria (speckled wood butterfly), 1420 nucleotides long. RefSeq names its product mitochondrial cardiolipin hydrolase (gene zuc). NCBI's taxonomy places the organism in Eukaryota, Metazoa, Arthropoda, Insecta, Lepidoptera, Nymphalidae. Gene Ontology annotation, biological process: piRNA processing. Gene Ontology annotation, cellular component: mitochondrion. The transcript has a single exon. Gene Ontology annotation, molecular function: RNA endonuclease activity producing 5'-phosphomonoesters, hydrolytic mechanism. The coding region runs from base 9 to 638 and encodes 209 amino acids. The record is from RefSeq and is a predicted model, not a curated record.